CACCGCUGAUGCUGUCGUCAGUACGGGCGACUCCAGCUACACUUGUGAAAAUAGAAAAUAUUUAUAUAAUUACAUAGCCUAUGGAUGAUUUACUGGGGCAUAUUUUUAUUUUUACCAUGGUGGUCGAGAUUCGCUGAGCACCGUUGCUUUCUUUGUCCAGUCGCCUGCAUCGGCACGGGAGAGGGGUGCCAGCGAUAUUGAUUUAAUGGUCAUCGACAUCUUAGCAGGUUCUUUAUUUAAUUUCAACGGGAAGCAAUGACUGUCCUGCCCUGGAUGAUUUUAACAUGGACUAAUUGUCUAUUAAAUUAAUUUACGUAUGGUUCCGAAUUUUGGAGACGGAUUUUAUUGUAGAACGACGACCGACUGAGAGCUAUCGGCGGACCGAGGUUAUCCGGGCGAAACGGACGGAGACCGAUCGCUGUGGUGUUGCAAAUGCCACGGAGCGGACAGUGAAAGAACACACACUGUGCUACGGGAAAAAAUGCCAUAUUUCAUAUAUUUUAUAUUAUAUGCAUCUAUAUGUUUUUCUUAGUUACCGCUUGCGUGUGUCCCCGUGCCAGUAGCCUAUAGGAAAGAGCGCGCGGAUUUUACAGUGGUUGUAAUUCUGAGAAAUGUGCAGAUUAUAGAGAUUUAUUUAUUUAUUUGACUUGGAAUCCAUUUCGCGUUCGUGUAACCGAGGCUGAGUGCUUUGCUAAGACGAAGGGGGGAACCCCACGCGCGGAUGUAGGCUCGGCGCGCGGCUACAUAAGGGCCGGAUAAAAGAGAGAGCUGGUCUUAUGUCCGGGAGUCCACUCAGCUGUAAAACCGCUGCGGGGUCGAGAGAGAGACCGCGGAAAACGGAACAAUCUGUGGGCCUACACCCGAGCCUUCAUGCCCUGCACAAGACGGAUGAUCUGCUUAUUUAUAUUUAUGGCGGACGGUUUAUUGCACGUCUAGCUCGAGCACAGCCUGGGGUAUUGGACCAAAAACUGUGAUUUGGAGGUGCUGAGCGUAUAGGCAACAACCUUUCAUAACGGUCGGUUGUUACCGCGGUAAUAAAGACGAAAAUGGGCAGCGACUGUGAGAUUUACAAGCGAGAGCUGUCGAAAAUGUCCGACAAGGACCUGCUGGCCUUCUCCAAAGAGGAGCUGGUGGCCCGGCUGCACAAAGAAGAGACCGACAAAAUGUCCGCUCUGAUACAGCGCGGACGGCUGAUGAAAGAAGUCAACAAGCAGCUGCAGGAGCACCUGCUCGAGAUCCGGGAGCUGAAAGCCGUGAACCAGCAGCUGCAGGAGGAGAACCAGGAGCUGCGCGACUUGUGCUGCUUUCUGGACGACGACCGGCUGAAGGUGAAGGUGCUGUCGCGCGAGUGGCAGCUCUUCGGCCGCCACGCCGCCAAGGUGAUGCGCGAGGACCUCGGUGGCUACCUGAAGAAGCUGACCGAGUUGGAGCAGCUGCAGGGCGCCCUGGCGAAGGACAACCUGGAUCUGAAGGAGAUGUGCGUGAUCCUGGAGGAGGAGUGCGCCGGCAGGAGCGACUGCAGUCCCGGCGGCUCCUCGGAGCUGCGCGGCCUCAUGGGCAUGGUGGUCCGCGACCUGGGCGACGGAAGCUCCAGCACCGGGAGCGUCGGCAGCCCGGAUCAGCUCCACCUCGUCUGCUCACCGGACGACUGACCCUGGGCUUGGAAGGCAGAACCGGCGAACAAGAGACGUUUUGACACCAAUACACACACACACACACACACACACACAGAAAAUAUGCAGAACAACCCCAAUUUUAUAGAAGAGGAAGCACGAUGUUAAUGUUGAAUGGCAUGUUUACUAUUGUAAGGCUACGUUUGGACUUUUGCUAUAAUGUGAACUGAAGGAACUAGUAGCCUAUUUCAAUAUUUAGAUUUGACAAAACAGCAACACCAUGGUUGUUGUAAUGGGAUUAUGAUGUUUCGGGAACUAGUUGAUAUGCUUUGUUAUGGUAUUUUCGGUGAUGGGGUUUCAUUACGGAGGGAUGGGUUGAUCUAUUGGGAACGCAAAUCUAAGUUUCAACACUGUUGCACUGCACUGUUCUGUACUACUUGCACAGACUCACUGUAAUGUUUCAGGGCUCUCCCAGACGAGUGGGGUUUAUAUGCGCCGUGUGAGAUGCGUGCCGUUUGGCACGGGACCUGGCCGCGGUGCUGAACCGUUGACCGAGUCGGAGACAAACGUUUCCCGAAGUGCGCUCAAGACAGCGAACAUUCACGGCUUACCUUUGCGGCAAAAUGUUGAACUUUUAAAUUAACAUUCCAUUUAGUUCGCCACCAACGCCUUUUUAAUACAAAUGGAUGCGAUGCGACGAUACCAGCUAGCUGAUUCGUUGCUUACAAACACAUAUUAGCCUACAUAGAACAAAUAUUACAUUGAUUAAAGCAAUGGUCUCCAACCAUGAUCCUGGAGAGCUACAGGGUCUGCUGGUUUUCGUUGUUACUCUGCACUUAAUCCGUUAGAGCAGUUGAUUACACAGUUAACUCACCUCACCUGGUUCUCAACGGAGUACUGAUUUUAAGGUAAAGACUGAUCCCAGAAGCCCCACUUUCCAGAACCAGGGUUGGAGACCACUGGAUAAGUGUAUUUAUAACAGCCAAAUAAUUGUCACCUGCCAAUUGUUCUCUCCGCAGUUUCCAUAUCAGAGGUCAUUUUUGUUCGCCGCGCACUACCCUUUCAGGUAACGUUAGCUAACGUUCGUGGCGAAGACAAAAUUUCGAAUAUGUUGGCGAACAUCAGUUACCGUUUGCCGUCUUGAACGCACGUCUGAUUCACAGUGGUGGCGCGCGGAGCUCAGGCUUAAUUCUCAGGCAACGAUUUAAAACAUAUACACGUGCCUGUAUUGUUUUCACACGUCUGUCAGCUUAUUCUUAGUAUUUUAGACAACGAAAUGAUCCUCUGGGACUUGGGUUGCCAGCCUAUCUUAGGAAGUUAUCCGCCAUCGUUCUCUCAAUCAAGGACAUUAUCUUUGUGGACGAGGAGGUCGAAUUCCCCAGGAAAAUCAACAGUCGCCUCGCUCGGACUCACAGAUACCUUUAGCGUUUCUACGGGCAUUUAUUCUGGAUGAGGCUCAGGUCCCCACACGCCAGGAGAAAUUAUGUUAGAAAACCUUUUUUUCAGAAGUUAAAGCCUGGCAGGUUUGCCUACGGAAAAGGCUUUUUGUGAUUGUUUUAUUGUUUACAUUUGGUUUGAUGAGCCAUGGCUAUUGACGGGGGACAACGAAGCACACUGUCUUGUGAGUACAAAUCAGCACCCCAAAAUCAGCACCCCAAACUCAACACCCCAAACUCAAGCACAGUUUGCUUUCUUUUGGUGUAAUACAUUGGAUGGCCGGAGGGGGCGUACUCCACAGCGGGACAGAGCCUUUGAAUUUGAGUCUGAAGGUUUUUUUUAAUUCAUUGCAGCCCCACCGAAACUGAUAGUUGCCAUGUUUGCAUGACACCAGGUUUUUUUUUAAUCAAUCUAUGUAUUUAUGCUAUUUAUAAUGUAUGCAAAAAAACUGCGUAAUUUUACAAGACAAGUUCAAUAAAACGGACCUCUCAAA
Conger conger (European conger) is the source of this 3543-nucleotide messenger RNA. Its product is annotated as coiled-coil domain-containing protein 85B-like. Gene Ontology annotation, cellular component: nucleus. The transcript has a single exon. Lineage: Eukaryota; Metazoa; Chordata; Actinopteri; Anguilliformes; Congridae. The coding region runs from base 1047 to 1652 and encodes 201 amino acids. Gene Ontology annotation, biological process: negative regulation of DNA-templated transcription. The record is from RefSeq and is a predicted model, not a curated record.